CACCACCACUUGGUGUUCGGGCCAGGAGCAGGUGCUCGUGACGUCACCUAGUGGCUCGCGCCACAUAACUUCACCCGACGACACAACCCAGGAUUUGUAGAAUCUGACAGACGGUAAGCGUGCCAUGGAACCGGUAAAGCAACUGCGUGCAGGAAUCGGGAGCGGGGAGGACGCAAAUCUCUUGGAGCAAUGCAAGCAGCGGGCAUGCGAAGUCAUCGAGCAGGAAGCCGAGCAAAUGCAAGCGCUGAGCCAGGAUAUCUGGAGCCAGCCAGAGCUGGCUUACAAGGAGCAUCAGGCCCACGACCGACUCACACAAUUCUUUUCCUCACGCGCGGGAUGGGAAGUGCAGCCGCGGUACAAGUUAGACACCGCUUUCCGUGCUGACUGGGGGCCGCAGGGAGACCAGGCUGCGUACCUACACGUUGGCUUCUUGUGCGAGUACGACGCUCUACCCGGCUUGGGGCACGCCUGUGGCCAUAACCUGAUUGCAGAGGUCGGGGCUGCCGCCGCCCUGGGUCUGAGGGGCGCCCUGGAGAACCUUCAGCCACCUCGAGCUGUCAAAGUGACCGUUUUGGGUACACCAGCUGAGGAGGAGGGUGGAGGCAAAGUUGAUCUUCUCCAUGCUGGUGCAUUUCAAGGGAUGAAUGCAGUGUUCAUGGCUCAUCCAGGACAGGACGACGCAGCCUACCUGCCAGAUGUUGCAGUACAUGAUGUGACUGUGAAGUAUUAUGGGAAAUCUUCUCAUGCUGCUGCAUAUCCAUGGGAAGGAGUAAAUGCUUUAGAUGCUGCUAUUCUUGCAUACAACAAUGUGUCUGUCUUAAGACAGCAAAUGAAACCCACCUGGAGAGUUCAUGGAAUAAUAAAAAAUGGAGGCAUCAAACCAAAUAUCAUUCCCUCAUACGCUGAAUUAGAAUUUUAUUUGCGCGCUUCAUCCCGCAAAGAUCUCCUUGUCUUACAAGAAAAGGUUUAUGCUUGUUUUAAAUCUGCAGCUGAGGCAACUGGUUGCCAGGUAGAUUUAAGUUCUACUGGCCAUGACUAUGACAAUGUACUCCCAAAUAAAACACUAGCAAGAGCCUAUCAAGAAAAUGGAAAAAAAUUGGGAAUGCAAUUCACAACAAACGAUAUGGUGCUAAACAGUCUUUCAGGUUCCACAGAUUUUGGAAAUGUGAGCUUUGCGGUUCCUGGUAUUCAUCCUUAUUUUUAUAUUGGUUCUGAAGCUCUUAAUCACACGGAACAAUACACUGAAGCUUCAGGAUCCAAAGACGCCCAGUUUUAUGCGCUUCGCACAGCAAAAGCUUUGGCAAUGACUGCAUUAGAUAUAAUAUUUCAACCGGGAUUGAUGGAAAGUGUUUAUGAAGACUUCAAAAAAAUGAAACGCAUUGAAGAAAAUGGCUUAAAUGCAUCAGAAAACGCCAGAGUAUCAAGCAGUGGAGCUGGAAGUGCAUCCUGUUGAAUAGCCCCUUAAGAGUUACUAUAUGCAUUUUUCUAUUCAUAAAAGAAUGUUGUUUAAUUUCUUUUUGCUACAGAAUAACCAAUGAUCAUCCAGGAAAUAAGAAAAUAUUAUGAGCUAUUUUGCACCCCAAAGACCAGAACUUUUUAUAGUUUUAAGCCGUGAUUAUUCUUUGUUCUGCAUAGUACCUGCACAUUAAAUAUUUUUUUGUCAUGGGGGUUUCUUACAAGAAAUAUGCAAGUAAAUAAAUAAAAUGCCAAACGCCUUUUGAAUGUAACGAAGCCUCAUAAGCUAUACAGAUUUCAAAACAUCUUCAGACCCUGCUGUUAUAAGCCCAGCUGCAGCCCAGAUUUUUGCCACCACUUUCUUGUUUUAAAGCUUUGUUGGACUCUU
This is a messenger RNA of Spea bombifrons (plains spadefoot toad), 1843 nucleotides long. It is a transcript of the gene PM20D2, whose product is annotated as peptidase M20 domain containing 2. The transcript has 7 exons. Bases 125 to 1453 code for a protein of 442 amino acids. Gene Ontology annotation, molecular function: dipeptidase activity. The record is from RefSeq and is a predicted model, not a curated record. NCBI's taxonomy places the organism in Eukaryota, Metazoa, Chordata, Amphibia, Anura, Pelobatidae.